CGGGCCCCGUGCAGCCAUGGCGUACCGCGGGCAGGGCCAGAAGGUGCAGAAGGUGAUGGUACAGCCCAUCAACCUGAUCUUCCGCUACCUGCAGAACAGAUCCAGGAUCCAGGUGUGGCUCUAUGAGCAGGUGAACAUGAGGAUAGAAGGCUGCAUCAUCGGCUUUGAUGAGUACAUGAACCUGGUGCUGGAUGAUGCUGAGGAGAUUCACUCCAAAACCAAGUCCAGGAAGCAGCUGGGUCGGAUCAUGCUGAAGGGAGACAACAUCACCCUGCUGCAGAGCGUCUCCAAUUAGGCUGGAAAAAUUCGGGAUUGGGAGCUGUGGAAAAACCAGGAGGAGCCAGAGGAGAGAUCCCCACCUUCCCUCGGGAAUUCUGUUUUGUAGUUCGGGGCUUUCUGUGGGAAAUAAAAAUGGGUUUUUGUUUGUU
Molecule: messenger RNA, 428 nt
Organism: Sturnus vulgaris (Common starling)
Lineage: Eukaryota; Metazoa; Chordata; Aves; Passeriformes; Sturnidae
Gene: SNRPE
Product: small nuclear ribonucleoprotein polypeptide E
Biological process (GO): mRNA splicing, via spliceosome
Cellular component (GO): spliceosomal complex
Molecular function (GO): RNA binding
Source: RefSeq, a predicted model, not a curated record